Molecule: messenger RNA, 2259 nt
Organism: Eruca vesicaria subsp. sativa (arugula)
Lineage: Eukaryota; Viridiplantae; Streptophyta; Magnoliopsida; Brassicales; Brassicaceae
Source: the annotation of a GenBank genome assembly
AUGACGGUUUUCUCCGGCAAACAAGUGGUUCCGAUGGAUUACGAGGCAGAGGUAUCACAGCGGCUUCUAGAUGCUAUCCUCGACGGAGACAUCAAAACGGCAUCCGUUUGCGUCUCCGAUCCGCUGCUCGACGUGAAUUUCGUCGGCGGCGUAAGCUUGAAGACGAGGAGGAGCGAGGUCGUGCUCCGUGAUGAGACGGCGAGCGAAGUACGAGUGGAGUACGAGGAGUUUAAAACUGACGUAACGGCGUUGUUCCUCGCCGUUAGUUUCGGAAACGUAGCUCUCGUGAAGCAGUUACUGACCAUUGGAGCUGAUGUGAACCAGAAGCUCGUCAGGGGAUUUGCAACGACUGUAGCUGUAAGGGAAGGUCAUUUCGAAGUACUUGAGAUUCUACUCAAAGCCGGUGCUUCUCAGCCGGCCUGUGAGGAAGCUCUAACCGGAGCAAGCUGUCAUGGACGCGCUAAGUUCGCUGAACUGCUUAUGGGAACUGAUCUUAUUCGGCCUCAUGUCGCUGUGCACUCUCUAGCCACUGCUUGCUGCAGAGGUUUUGUGGACGUUGUAGAGACCUUGAUCAAAUGUGGAGUAAAUGCUGAUUCAACGGAUAGGCUUCUGCUUCAAUCUUCAAAACCUUCUCUAUACACUAAUGUGGACUGCACAGCUCUUGUUGCUGCUAUUGUUAAUAGGCAGGUCUCGGUCGUCCGCUUGCUACUUCAGGCUGGAGUCAAGACAGAUAUCAUGGUGAGGCUAGGAGCAUGGUCAUGGGACACUAACACUGGAGAAGAGUUCCGUGUGGGAGCUGGAGUGGCUGAGCCCUAUCCUUUAACCUGGUGUGCUGUAGAAUUCUUUGAAACCAGUGGUGACAUAUUGCGUAUGCUGCUCAAACUCCAAUCUCCAAACACUCCUCACAACGGUCGGACUCUACUCCACCAUGCCGUCCUUUGCGGUAACGAGGAAGCUGUCAGAGUCCUCCUCAGCUGUGGUGCUGAUCCAGAAACUCCUAUCAAAACUUCACGAGGCACUGAACUCAGACCGCUUCAUAUUGCUGCACGUUGCGGGUCAGUGGAGAUCAUACAACAACUGGUUAGCUUUGGCUGCAAUGUAAACUCGAAGACUGAUGCUGGAGACACGGCUCUGCUGAUCUCAACAAGACACAAGCAUUCAGAAUGCUUAAAGGUUCUAGCAUUAGCUGGUGCUGACUUCGCCUUAGUGAACAAGCUCGACCACACUGUUAUUUGGGUCGCUGAAUCAAGCAAGUGGUGUCUCGGAUUAGAACGAGUAGUUCUUGAACUGAUCCGGUCUGGUGUGGCUCCACAUUCAAGCAACGCUUCAGUUUUCUCGCCCUUGUUGUACGUAGCUAAAGCAGGAGACGCCGAAGCACUUAAGACUCUUGUAAAAGCUCAAGAAGUCUUCCUAGACUAUCAAGACGAGGAAGGAUGCUCGGCUGCAAUGCUAACGGCCAUGAAAGGCCAUAUUGAAGCAUUCAGAGUUUUAGUCUAUGCAGGCGCAGACGUUAAACUAUUCAACAAAGCAGGUGAUACAGUUGUUUCUCUGUCUGAGAAGAACGGUAACUUAGACAUGAUCGAGAAGGUGAUGCUCGAAUAUGCUCUCGAGAAAGACAACAGGAACAUGGCUGGUUUGUUCUACGCUCUACACUGUGCUGCAAGGCGUGGAGAUGUUAAAGCGGUGAAGCUUUUAAGUGGGAAAGGAUACGGUCUUGAUGUCCCCGAUGGAGAUGGCUACACUCCUUUGAUGCUUGCGGCUAUAGAAGGCCAUGGAAAAAUGUGUGAGUUCUUGAUCACACAAGGAGCAAACUGUUAUGCUAAGAACCGAAGAGGGAAAACGCUGCUGGAUCUAGCCGUUGGUGAUGCGGAGGAGGUGAUCCGUGACGAGUUGUCUAGGAGGUUUGUGUUAAAGGGAAGCAGUGUGAUGAAACACACCAAGGGAGGGAAAGGAAAGAAGCAUGGGAAGGGGUUAAAAAUGUUGGAGUUAAGUGGAGUGCUAAGUUGGGGAACGUCUAGGAAGAGAAACGUGGUGUGCAAGGAAGUAGAGGUUGGGAUGAGCCAGAGGUUCAGGAGGAACCGCAAGGGGAAAGGCGAUGAAGCUGCGGAGGAGGAAGGGGUUUUCAGGGUGGUGACUAAGGAGGACAAAGAAGUUCAUUUUGUGUGUGAAGGUGGGUUGGUUGGUGCAGAGAUGUGGGUGAGGGGAAUAAGAGUCGUAACAAGGGAGGCUACUUGUGGGAGAACUCAGACUCAGGAUUAG